UAUUACCACAUUUCAUAAUCAUACCUGGCAGGCAACACCCAUUUCCUGAGCUCCCAAAUUUCCUCGUAUUCUCGUUCCUGCUCACUCAUAUCGAGCUCCAGAGAGAGAGAAAUUCAGGGCGACGGGAAGGUUCGGUUUAGGCCAGGUCCCGGCUGAGGGAAGGAGAGCUCAAAAAUGGGGGUUAGGUCCGCUGAUUUGGGUGCUGAUGGGUUGAUUUCCGGCGAGAAGAACGCGGUUUCAGACGGAUGAAUUCCGAUAGAGUACCCAAGGCAGAAUAGGCAGAAUACGCGAGAGAAAGAGAGGAGGACAAAACGUGCGAUUUCCUUGGCGAUUUCUUGGCGAUUCCCUUCAUAUUUCGGAUCGCUGAUGGGGAUGAACACAAUGAAUAUAGCUAAGAUGAAUUUGUGAAGUUGGGAGCUGUUUAUAUUUUGCAUUCUAGUCAGGGAAGAAAUGAAGGCAGGGAGUGCGGCAAAGCUGAUUGUCGAUGCGCUGCUGCAGCAGUUCCUUCCUCUUGCCAGGCGACGCAUUGAAACUGCUCAAGUUCAGGAUGGACAGUAUCUUCGUCCAUCAGAUCCAGCUUAUGAACAAGUAUUGGAUUCUUUAGCGAUGGUGGCUCGACAUAACCCUGUACCUUUACUCGAGGCUCUUUUAAGAUGGAGAGAAAGUGAAUCUCCAAAAGGUGCUAAUGAUGCUUCAACAUUUCAAAGGAAGCUUGCAGUGGAAUGUAUUCUUUGCUCUGCAUGCAUUCGCUUUGUUGAAUGCUGUCCACAAGAAGGACUUACAGAAAAACUUUGGAUUGGGCUUGAAAACUUUGUCUUUGACUGGUUGAUUAAUGCAGACAGGGUUUCAGAAGAGCGGAGCUACAUAUCUGCCUACGGCGGCCUGUACUACGAAGGACACAUCUGAGCUCAUCCACCAGCAAUCAUGGGUAUUUCUCGGGAUUCUAUGCACAAGAGGCGUGCCACUGGAGGCAAGAAGAAGGCAUGGAGGAAGAAGCGAAAGUAAUUUUUUCUUCAUCGUUUAGAAAUUCGAUUUUUUACCUUAUUUCAGUGCUUAUUCUGCUAUUUAAUCUUGCUCUUCGUUCAAUAUCUCAAAUUUGCUUUCUUUACUUCUGAUUUUUCGUGUUCUGUUAUAUAGGUCUUCUGCAAAUUAAAUUACGAAUCCGUUUUAUUGUAAUUAAUGUGCAGAGAAAAUUUAAAAUGUUUUUCUAAUUUCUUGAUAUAGGUAUAAAACUCAUUGGAUUUAUUACUGCUAUUUCUGUUGAAAUAGUUUUGCAUAUUUAAUUCAAAACUUUUUUUAGUUUGGUA
Molecule: messenger RNA, 1307 nt
Organism: Salvia splendens (bonfire salvia)
Lineage: Eukaryota; Viridiplantae; Streptophyta; Magnoliopsida; Lamiales; Lamiaceae
Exons: 9
Coding region: 451-906 (151 amino acids)
Biological process (GO): cell morphogenesis
Cellular component (GO): cell cortex; site of polarized growth
Source: RefSeq, a predicted model, not a curated record